AUGCUGAAGCCGCCGAACGCGUUUGGGAUCGUGCAGCAGGGACUGUACAGGUCAAAUGCUCCUGUCGAUGAGAACCUCCCUUUCCUCACUGGCCUCAAUCUCAAGACCGUGCUCUACCUGUCUCCGGAGGUGUUGCUGAGAAGCGUGGUGGAGUUCUUCAAGGAACAGAACGUGGAUCUGCACAACCUGGGGGUGCAGGCGUGGAGGCCUGAUCCCCAAUGGACGCCGAUAUGUGAUGACUUCAUCAAAGAUGCCCUCGAGAUGGUGCUCGAUCAUCGCAAACAUCCUCUCUUGAUCUGCUGCACCUCAGGUGUGUUUCAAACGGCUCCCCUGGUUGGCUGCCUUAGGAGGCUGCAGAACUGGAGUCUCACGUCUAUUCUCGACGAGUACAGGGCGUUUGCUGGGUUGAAGGCCAGACUUGUGCACGAACAGUACAUCGAGUUCUUUGACGUGGACUUGGUCUCACUGCCA
Messenger RNA from Guillardia theta CCMP2712, 471 nucleotides. RefSeq lists its product as hypothetical. Gene Ontology annotation, molecular function: phosphatase activity. Lineage: Eukaryota; Cryptophyceae; Pyrenomonadales; Geminigeraceae. Gene Ontology annotation, biological process: protein dephosphorylation. The record is from RefSeq and is a predicted model, not a curated record. The transcript is spliced from 2 exons. The annotation marks the transcript as partial.